Ruditapes philippinarum (Manila clam) is the source of this 636-nucleotide messenger RNA. RefSeq lists its product as uncharacterized. NCBI's taxonomy places the organism in Eukaryota, Metazoa, Mollusca, Bivalvia, Venerida, Veneridae. The transcript has 5 exons. Bases 16 to 579 code for a protein of 187 amino acids. The record is from RefSeq and is a predicted model, not a curated record.
AUUACAGAAUCAGAAAUGAAAUUUGCUGCACUGUUAUUCUUCGUGGCGUUUGCAAGUGCUAAGAGAGGUGGGAUUUUAAUGCCAGAUGGCAACAUCCUCCAUUUUGAGUCCGUAAAAAAUGAGAGGGAUAAUACAGAAAUCCUUACAUUUGGCGCAAAAACCAUGCCUGGACAUUUGAAUGGAAUAAAAUUCCAUGACUUCAAUACGGGUUAUAUUGCUUCCAAAUUGGUGGACCAUGGUCUAUGCCUUAUCUCAGUUAUCAAAUAUUCCAAGCCGACAUAUAUCAAUGAAAGGCUUGUGAAGCUUCCACCAGCUGUUAAUCAAACGAUUUUGCCAACACCAAUGUCCAGGACUGACCUAAUUAGAGUUGCUGGUGCAAACAUCGCAACAUUCUGUGACGAUUAUACAUCAUAUAUGAUGGUAGAGUCUGUUGGAAAUCAUCAUUCAGGAACACGGGCAUUGGACACUUAUGACGCUUAUGAGAGUCAGUUAAAUGUAAUGACUGAAUCACUCGAUACUGGAGACAAAAAACCCAGACUACCGCGACCACGACCAUUCCGUAUUGACUUUGACAGAUAAAUGUUUCAACUUAUCAAAUAUGAAAUGAACAUCAUUAAUAAAAUUUUCAACAAUAAG